Messenger RNA from Tripterygium wilfordii, 662 nucleotides. RefSeq lists its product as uncharacterized. NCBI's taxonomy places the organism in Eukaryota, Viridiplantae, Streptophyta, Magnoliopsida, Celastrales, Celastraceae. Gene Ontology annotation, cellular component: mitochondrion. Bases 77 to 382 code for a protein of 101 amino acids. The record is from RefSeq and is a predicted model, not a curated record. The transcript has 3 exons.
GCGCAUAGUUACCUUGACAAUCCAAGCGAGCGAGAUAAACCCUAGAGAAAGCUUAAACCCCUGUAGAGUGAUCACAAUGGCAGGUUCAACGAUGUUUUCACGAUUAUCGACUCGAUUAGGAUCUUUAUCUUUGAAUCUCAACAAAGCAAACACCAAGGCAGUCUUACCCACUAUUUCUCCAUUGCAGUCGAGCUUAGAGUCCCAAGCUUCCUCCUCAUUGAAGCGCCUUUCACGGGAUUCAAGAUUACCGGUCCAAUUGAGCUGCUUAGUCUCAAUGGUUCCAUUACAUGAAGCAAUUGCUUCUGCCCGCUUAACAUCAAUGCUUUCAGUGGAAUCGCAGAGCUGGGGGCUAACUCCACAAGGUAUAUCUAUGCCUUUGUGAAAGCAUCACUUUCAUUUUAUGAUGAACCCUCUAGUUGUAGAGGUUCUGUUGGUGAGAGUUGUCAAAUACUUUGCAAUGAAAUACUUGCCCAGACUAUAGACUGGGUUUUAUCUCUAGCUUCCAAUUUCCAAGGUCCUAACAGGUUUUUCUGUUGCAAGUGAGCUGAAUUGCAAUCGAAAUGCUGAAAAAGUGAGAAUUGUCUGUUUGACCUUUUUUUGGCUUUUAAAAACACUUACAUAUAUUGUUAUGGCAUUGAUGUAUUAGUUACCUGUUGGCAAAA